Molecule: messenger RNA, 1737 nt
Organism: Branchiostoma belcheri (Belcher's lancelet)
Lineage: Eukaryota; Metazoa; Chordata; Leptocardii; Amphioxiformes; Branchiostomatidae
Product: zinc finger protein 84-like
Exons: 5
Coding region: 20-1507 (495 amino acids)
Biological process (GO): regulation of transcription by RNA polymerase II
Cellular component (GO): nucleus
Molecular function (GO): DNA-binding transcription factor activity, RNA polymerase II-specific; RNA polymerase II transcription regulatory region sequence-specific DNA binding
Source: RefSeq, a predicted model, not a curated record
GUCUACCUUAUCCCAACAUAUGAGAACCCAUACAGGAGAAAAACCCUACAAGUGUGACCAGUGUGACUAUUCUGCAGCACGGAAAUCUCAUUUAGACGAUCAUCUCACCAAGCACACCGGUGAGAAACCCUACAUGUGUGGGGAGUGUGGAUACAGGACAGCUGACAGGUCUCACUUAUCCCAACAUAUGAGAACCCAUACAGGAGAAAAACCCUACAAGUGUGACCAUUGUGACUAUUCUGCAGCAUUGAAAGCUACAUUGGACAAACAUCUGGCAACACACACCGGUAAGAAACCCUACGAGACAUGUGUGGGGAGUUUUCCCUAUCUGGAGGACAAGGACAUAUCACAGGCGUUCACCUCUGACCUCGCGAGACGGAAGAACAAAGCUGCCCGAGUUCCGGUUUACGUGAAGAGAAAAACCACCAUAGGAACAGGAGAAAAACCCUACAAGUGUGACCAGUGUGACUAUUCUGCAGCUCGGAAAUCCAGUUUGGACAAACAUCUAGCAAAACACACUGGUGAGAAACCCUACAUGUGUGGGGAGUGUGGGUACAGGACAGCUAAAAAGUCUCACCUAUCCGAACAUAUGAGAACCCAUACAGGGGAAAAACCCUACAAAUGUGACCAGUGUGACUAUUCUGCAGCAUGGAAAUCUUCUUUGGACAAACAUAAAGCAAAACACACUAGUGACAAACCCUACAUGUGUGGGGAGUGUGGAUAUAGGACAGCUUUUAAGCAUUCCUUAUCCCAUCAUAUGAGAACCCAUACAGGAGAAAAACCCUACAUGUGUGACCAGUGUGACUAUUCUGCUGCACAGAAAUCUAAUUUGAACCAACAUCUUGCAAAACACACCGGUGAGAAACCCUACAUGUGUGGGGAGUGUGGGUACAGGGCGGCUUACAAGUCCCACUUAUCCGAACAUAUGAGAACCCAUACAGGAGAAAAACCCUACAAGUGUGACCAGUGUGACUAUUCUACAGCAUGGAAAUAUGCUUUUGACCAACAUCUAACAAUGCAUGCUGGUGACAAACCCUACAUGUGUGGGGAGUGUGGAUACAGGACAGCUGUGAGGUCCAGCUUAUCCCGACAUAUGAGAAGACAUACAGGAGAAAAGCCCUACAAGUGUGACCAGUGUGACUAUUCUGCUAUACGGAAGUCUCAUUUAGACGAUCAUCUCACAAAACACACCGGAGAAAAACCCUACAUGUGCGGGGAGUGUGGAUACAGGACAGCUAGAAAGUCUGCCUUAUCCCAACAUAUGAGAACCCAUACAGGAGAAAAACCCUACAAAUGUGACCAGUGUGACUAUUCUGCUGCACAGAAAUCUAAUUUAAACCAACAUCUUGCAAAACACACUGGUGAGAAACCCUACAAUGGCUACAUGUGUAGGGAGUGUGGGUACAGGUCAACUCUUAAGUCCACCAUAUAUCAACACAUGAAAACCCACAUAGGACAGUGGAGGCUACAGAGGGGGGGCAAGGGGGGCAGGAAACCUUCACUCUGAUUGGUUUAUCAGCUGUGCAUUACGUAUUACUAGGAAUAAGGCGUGAGUUUGUCACGCUGUUGCGAGUUUGUUCUACGUUGAUUUAUAAUGUCUGCAUGUUCCUACUUGUAAGGAAAGAAAGUAAAAGAAAUGUUGUGGAAAUCUGGAAAUACCAACUUGUUAUGUUGAUCGGCAUUCCCUCUACAAAUGCAGUACAUCUCAAGAUAUGAAUAAAAGUUCAAUCCUAGGAA